This is a messenger RNA of Brassica oleracea var. oleracea, 1763 nucleotides long. RefSeq lists its product as uncharacterized. Bases 1127 to 1672 code for a protein of 181 amino acids. The record is from RefSeq and is a predicted model, not a curated record. Lineage: Eukaryota; Viridiplantae; Streptophyta; Magnoliopsida; Brassicales; Brassicaceae. The transcript is spliced from 5 exons.
UUUUUGUCUGAUUUAAAAAAAAACAAAUUAAAAACGAAUCAAUUGCGGGCUGUCACAUGUCAGUGGAGCCCGUAAAAAGUGGCAAAACCCUCUCAAACUCGACUCUUACUGAAAAAGUAGAAGAGGCAGCCCUUAGAAUUUAGGUGGGAUCCGCAUGAUUUUAAAUUUUUUUUUUUAAGGGGCAACUUUAUAAGGCGCCGUUGUUGAUGCUCUAACUUUUUUUUUUGUAACACCAAUACUUUCAUUUAAUUAAAGGCCUCAUGCCCAAACGAUGUCUGAACAGAAAAUGAAAACUUAAGAAGCUGAAAGAGAUAAUUUAGCUAAGCGGUCGGCAUCUUCGUUGAAAGAACGCGAGAUGUGUGUGAACGAAAUCUCGACAAAUGCAGAAGAGAUUUGUUGAAUAUCGUUGAUGAAACCAAAGAUCUCCUUCGCCUGCGCGUCGUUGUUGAUUGCUCUAACGAGCGUUGAGUUGUCAGAGAGCAUCCGGAGUUUAGGGAGCUCGAGCUCUACUGCGUCGAUUAAUCCAGCACGGAGUGCCAGCGCUUCCGCUACUAGAGGUGAGGGCACAAAGUUUUGGGCCCUCGAUUCUUGGUGGAUCAUUCUUCCUGAAGGCUUAUUGAUGAUCCAUGCGAGGCCAGCUCUCCUUGAUUGAGCAUCGUAAGCUGCGUCCGAUUUGCACGUCGGAGUAUCACCGGUGGCGCUUCUGAACUGAUGCUUCCUCUUUGGAUGGGGUAAGACGUUCGUUGAUUGUGUCUGAUGAGCUUGUGCAUUAACCCAUUCCCUUGCCAGUCUUAUCGCCUUGGUUGCUACUUCUGUCGGAGUAAAGGUUCGCUUUUCAAACAAGAGCGUGUUACGAGCUGUCCACAAGGACCAGCACACCCAUGGUAGAAUGGUUGAGGAGACUCCCGAGGGUGGGAGGCAUAUUUGUCUCCUGAACGCAAUCACAUCCUUCUUGAAGUCGACCUCCGUAGCUAGGUGAACUACUUGUCGUAUAGGGAUUAGUUUCCAGACUUCCUUAGCGAAAGGGCAAUUGAAGAAGGUAUGCAUUGUAGAUUCUACUCCUUUGCAUCUUACACAGAGUGCCUCUGAUUGAAUUCCUCUUCUUUGCAGUAGUUCCCCGAGGGGGAUGGCUUCUUGUAUGAUGGACCACAUAAAGAGCUUCAUCUUUGGCGAGCACUUGGCGUUCCAUACAUCUUUCACCCACUCAAACGCAUCUGUGGUUGCCACACAUAGAUGUCUUCAGUGGCUUGGUUCCCUGGGUGGAUCAUUUGGAUUUCCUCUGCCACAAGGGCUGACAGGUAACUCAAAGCAAGACAUUGAAAAUGUGGGGAUUGCCGUUAGGACCGCUUUCAGCAUGGUUAGUUUACCAGCUUUGGAUAGGUGUCUUGUGGACAGGCUCGAGGCUCUCUGUCUUAUACGAUCCACUAUCGCCGUGAAUAGAUCCUUCUUCCUUCUCCCGAAAUGUUCAGCGUUUUCAGACAAGGGUAUAGGGAAUGUCAAGACCGGUGAUCUUCAAAACUGGAUCGGAGACCAUUUCCUUCGAAGUAAGAACUGGGAAGGGAUGAAAAGAUGCAUGGCUGAUUCUACCAUUUGUAAGUUUCGUCCACGUGACGUUGACUUUGACGCCAAACAUCUCUCGCACGUAAAGGUUAAUAAUUAUGACAAGACAUAAAAAAACAAUCAGGAAAGCUUCAAAUAUUUAUAUUCAACAACUAAUUAAGAUCAAGGCAAGUUUCUUAAACAAUCUAAUUUAACGUUAUAUG